Molecule: messenger RNA, 1164 nt
Organism: Pseudogymnoascus verrucosus
Lineage: Eukaryota; Fungi; Ascomycota; Leotiomycetes; Thelebolales; Thelebolaceae
Gene: RFA2
Product: replication factor A protein 2
Exons: 3
Coding region: 49-909 (286 amino acids)
Biological process (GO): DNA replication; nucleotide-excision repair; double-strand break repair via homologous recombination
Cellular component (GO): site of double-strand break; nucleus; chromosome, telomeric region
Molecular function (GO): DNA binding
Source: RefSeq, a predicted model, not a curated record
ACAAAACACAUCGAAGACUUUACGCGUCAAAACACCCAAAACGCAACGAUGGCAACCUCGUACGGCUACGGCGGCUCCUACACUACAACCUCAUAUGGCGCUCAAGGAGGGGCAGAAGGAGGCGGGUUUAUGGGUGGUGGCUCCCAGGCUGGAAGCCAAGAUACUCCAGGAGGAUCAAAGACAUACGGCAAAGACACUCUCCGACCUGUAACAAUCAAACAAAUAAUCGACGCUCAACAGCCCCACCCCGACGCAGAAUUCAAAGUCGAUGGCCAUGAGAUGACCCAGAUCACCUUCGUCGGCCAAGUACGCGCGAUCUCCGUUCAAGCCACAAACCAGACCUUCAAGCUCGACGAUGGCACCGGCCUCAUCGAAGUCAAGGUCUGGCUGGACGUCGAUGCCGGCCCUUCGCCCACCAUCUCCUCCAUCAAGGAAAACACGUACGUGCGCGUCCUCGGACGCCUCAAGGCCUUCAACAACAAGAAGCACGUCGCGGCACACGUUGUCCGCCCCGUCACAGACUUCAACGAGAUUAACGCCCACCUUCUCGAGGCGACGUACGUACACUUGUACUUCUCGCGCGGACCGCCCGAGUCGCUCCAGGCGGGUGGUGGUGCGGAUGGGGGAGCUGGCGGUGGGCUGUUUGUCGAUCAAGGGGAUGGGGCUGGCCGUGCGGCGCCGGCGGCGCCUGGAGGCAGGCAAUUGCCGCAGUUGAGCGCUGUAGCGAAGAAGGUGUUUAACCUGCUCAGCACGGCACCACAGAAUAACGAGGGCCUGAACGUGCAGUAUAUCAGCGCGAACCUUGGCUUGCCUAUGAACGAGGUGUUCAAGGCUGGAGAUGAGCUGCUGGGGUUGAACAUUAUUUACCCCACUAUGGAUGACGAGACGUGGAUGGUUAUGGAGUAUUAGACGGAAGUGUUAUGUGGCAAUGGAAGGGCAAGGCUCAUGGCUAUGUUUUGGGCGGUGGGGAAGUGGCUAAUGGCGUUUCUGGAUGAUGAAAUACUGUUAAGUGUGUCGUGUGCAAAUAUCACCGUUACCUUCUCAUGAAUGAGCGGCGUGUAUCUAGAUUACACUAAGUAUGAGCAAAAUGCAACGAGCGGAGCUCGACGAGCUAAAUCAAAUACAAAUCCCCAAAAACACAAUUUUUUUUAAUCUCAUCCAAGG